AAAGGGUGGGGGUCCCUACCCUACAGACCCCCCCCCCCCAGUGCAGGGGAUGUCCGGGAAGAGUCAAUUCAGCUGCGUCCCAGCGCUGGGAGGUGGGAACAGGGGCCGAGGUGGCUUCGGUAGGACGAGGUGACACUAUUUGUGCCAGCGGGGACGCUGCUGGAGGGAGGGGUUUUUCCUUUUUCCCCACUUUCCCUCCCAAAAACGAGCUCCUGGGCUCAGCUAUAACGUUUCCUCUGAUGCCACCUACCAACCAACCAGCCAACCAUCCCCUCUAGGGUGUGUGCACAAACAGUUUUAUCGGCAGGAGCUGGAAGGGGUUGCAUAAGGUAUUUGUGUGAAAUCCCCAUCGUGUCUCUGGGUGGAGAGAGACCAAGGAUCCCUCCCUGGACCUUCAGACCUUCUCCACUGCUCGCAUGGUGACAAGGUGUUCCCACCUAAAACCUCAGCAGAGCAGGGGGAAAGGAAGCAGCCACGAAACCUCAUUACCCCAAAACCUCCCAUAAUCGAGCACUGCAGCAAGUCCAGAGCUUAUGCAAGGACACCAUGACCACUGAUGAGGCCACCAAGAGCGAAGGGGAGGUGCAGGCGGCGGCUCUGGCCGAGCGCGGGGAGGACAUCACACCAGCUCAGGACCGGGGGGUCCUGAAGCUGCUGAAGCGCCCGGGCCGCGCGGAGGAGUCGCCGAUGAUCGGGGACAAGGUCAGCGUGCACUACCGGGGCCGCCUGGCCAGCGGCAAGAAGUUCGACUCCAGCCGCGACCGCAACGAGCCCUUCGUCUUCAGCCUGGGCAAGGGCCAGGUCAUCAAGGCGUGGGACAUCGGGGUGGCCACCAUGAAGAAAGGAGAGAUCUGCUACUUGCUCUGCAAACCCGAGUACGCCUAUGGCUCUGCUGGCAGCACCCCCAAGAUCCCCCCCAAUGCCACCCUCUUUUUUGAGGUGGAACUGCUGGACUUCAAAGGGGAGGACUUGUUUGAGGAUGGAGGGAUAAUCCGGAGGAUCAAGAGGAAAGGAGAAGGUUAUUCCAACCCUAACGAAGGUGCUACGGUGGAAAUUCACCUGGAGGGCUUCUGUGGUGGCACCAGGUUCGACUGCAAAGAUGUGAAGUUCGUGGUGGGCGAAGGGGAGGACCACGACAUCCCCAUCGGCAUCGACAAAGCCCUGGAGAAGAUGCAGAGGGGAGAACAUUGUGUCCUCUACCUCGGGCCCAGGUACGGCUUUGGGGAGGCAGGGAAGCCCAAGUACGGGAUCCCGGGGAACGCGGAGCUGGUGUAUGAGGUGACGCUGAAGAGCUUUGAGAAGGCCAAGGAGUCAUGGGAGAUGGACACCAAGGAGAAGCUGGAGCAGGCUGCUGUUGUCAAGGAGAAAGGCACCAUGUACUUCAAGGAAGGCAAAUACCUGCAGGCAGUGAUUCAGUACGGGAAGAUCGUCUCCUGGUUGGAAAUGGAGUAUGGCUUGUCUGAGAAAGAGUCUAAAGCCUCUGACUCCUUCCUCCUGGCUGCCUUCCUCAACCUGGCCAUGUGCUACCUGAAGCUACGAGAGUACACCAAGGCCGUGGAGUGCUGUGAUAAGGCACUGGGACUGGACCAGGACAACGAGAAGGGUUUGUACCGACGGGGCGAGGCCAGGUUGUUGAUGAACGAGUUUGAGUUGGCAAAAUGUGACUUUCAAAAAGUGCUGGAAGUGAAUCCACAGAACAAAGCAGCCAAAUCCCAGAUUUCUGUUUGCCAGAAGAAAACGAAGGAGCACAACGAGCGGGACCGGAGGAUCUACGCCAACAUGUUCACCAAGUUUGCAGAGAGGGAUGCCAAGGAAGCAGCCAGCAAAACUGGGGUUGAGAAAACAGUGGAGAAAGCAGCGUGUGAAAAGGGACCGAAAGCUGAAGGUGAAGAGGCUGAAGGACACGUAUGAUGGAGGGAGAAGGGGAAGGGAGAACCUCUUGCCCUUGGCCCGCCAAGAAAUAGGUUGCUGCCAGAUCUUGGGACUUGCCAGUGUUUUCUUGUAAAGCUUGUUACAGUUUGUGUGAUCGUGGAAGCAAAAAGCACCUUGCAAAGGGGGGAAAAAAAACCAACGCACUUGUCCCCGGGCGCCGAGCGGGAGCGGUGGGGACACUGUGGGACCACUGCCCAGGGAGCAAAUGGCUUUUGAAGGGAGAGAUAGAGGGGAAAAAACCAACCUACAGAAAAGCCCACCAAAAGAAAACAACAAAACAAAAGAAAAAAUAAAGGAAAAUUGAAACUC
Apus apus (common swift) is the source of this 2241-nucleotide messenger RNA. RefSeq names its product FKBP prolyl isomerase 5 (gene FKBP5). The coding region runs from base 547 to 1911 and encodes 454 amino acids. Gene Ontology annotation, molecular function: protein binding; peptidyl-prolyl cis-trans isomerase activity. The transcript is spliced from 13 exons. Lineage: Eukaryota; Metazoa; Chordata; Aves; Apodiformes; Apodidae. The record is from RefSeq and is a predicted model, not a curated record.